AUGAAGCGUCUAACAAUCGGAGUGGAGCUGGCUGCUCAACCGAGUAUCCUGUUUUUGGACGAACCUACGAGCGGUCUGGACGCUCACUCGGCCAAGGUCAUCAUGGACGGUGUGCGUAAGGUGGCAGACAGCGGCCGUACGAUCGUGUGUACCAUUCAUCAGCCGUCAUCCGAUGUGUUCUUCUUGUUCGACCACUUGAUCUUGCUCAAGCGUGGCGGCGAGUCGGUGUUCGUGGGUGAGUUGGGCACGCGAUGCCAGAAGCUGGUCAAAUAUCUGGAAUCGGUUCCUACUGUCAAGCCGUGUCCACCCAAGCAGAACCCUGCUCCGUGGAUGCUUGAAGUGAUCGGUGCCGGUGUGAGCAACGAACGCGCCCGUGACUUGGACUUCGUGGACAUUUUCUCGAAAAGUGAGGAGAAACGCCACUUGGACGACAUGCUACAGCAGCCUGGUAUCACGACGACUUCACCGGAGUGGCCGGAGGUGACGUUCAUGAAGAAGCGCGCUUCCAAGGGCUCCACUCAAAUGUACUUUUUGAUGAAGCGAUUUCUCAACCUGUACUGGCGUAGUCCGGCGUUCAACCUGACCCGUUUCGGCAUCGUGUUUGGCGUUGCUAUCAUCUGCGGUCUGGCGUUCCUGAGUGUGGAUUACACGACGUACAGCGGUCUGGUCGGUGGUGUAGGUCUGGUGUUCAUGUCGACUUUGUUCAUGGCUAUGGCUGGCUUCAUGGGCACGUUACCAGUGUACUCGACGGACCGUUCAGCGUUCUACCGUGAGCACGCCGCCGAGACGUACAAUUCGCUGUGGUAUUUUGUCGCAACGACGGUGGUGGAGAUCCCGUACGUGUUCGGACAGUCACUGCUGUUCAUCGUCAUCUUUUACCCGAUGGUAGGUUUCGAGGGAUUCGCUACGGCCGUGCUGUACUGGGUGCACGUGUCGUUGUUCGUGCUGGGUCAAAUGUACUUCGCACAGCUGCUGAUCCACGCGUUCCCGAGUAUCGAGGUGGCUGCUGUAAUGGGCGCGUUGAUCAACUCAAUCUUCUUGCUGUUCGCCGGAUUCAACCCGCCGGCAUCGUCGAUCCCCGCGGGCUACAAGUGGCUGUACACGAUCGUACCGCAGAGAUUUUCAAUCUCGAUUCUAUCCGCGCUGGUCUUCUGUGAUUGCCCCGAGGAGCCGACAUGGAACGAGUCGUUAAGCGCGUACGAGAAUGUCGGCUCGAAUCUUGGCUGCCAGCCGUUGACGGGUACACCGAUCACGAUCUCUCAUACGACGGUCAAGGGCUACAUCGAGUCGACGUUCCGCUACAAUUACGAUGACCGUUGGGCGAAUUUCGGCUACGUGUUCGUGACGAUCGCCAUUUUCCGCAUCCUGUAG
This is a messenger RNA of Phytophthora infestans T30-4, 1371 nucleotides long. RefSeq names its product ATP-binding Cassette (ABC) Superfamily. The record is from RefSeq and is a predicted model, not a curated record. The transcript has a single exon. NCBI's taxonomy places the organism in Eukaryota, Oomycota, Peronosporomycetes, Peronosporales, Peronosporaceae. The coding region runs from base 1 to 1371 and encodes 456 amino acids. Gene Ontology annotation, biological process: transmembrane transport. Gene Ontology annotation, molecular function: ABC-type transporter activity; ATP binding. Gene Ontology annotation, cellular component: membrane.